AUGGGGCUAGCCGGCUACUACAGGCAGUUCAUCCCAUCCUUUUCGGAGCUAACCAGCCCUCUGACCGACCUGACCCGAAAGGGUACUUCAGAUCCGGUCCAGUGGACGGAGCGGUGUCAGCUGGCAUUUGAGAGGACCGAUGCCUCGAACAGUGGGGUGGGGGCCGUUUUGUCCCAGCAGGUAGAGGGGUUCGACCGCCUCGUACUGUACAUUAGCCGUAAGCUCGCCCGGAGGGAGGUGAACUACAGUACGGUGGAAAAGGAGUGCCUCGCCAUACGGUGGGCGGUCGGCGCCCUGCGGUACUACCUCCUAGGGCGCCCUUUCACCCUCUGGUCGGACCAUGCCCCGCUCCAGUGGCUCCACCGCAUGAAGNACGCGCGAGCACCCAACUCUGCGGUGGUGGUGGUGGGAACACAUCUGGAUCUCAUCGACACCAAGUUUCGCACCGAGAGACUGGCCACUCUGAGAGCUUACAUUCUGGCUCUAUGCCGAUCCCCGUCAGGGGCCCGAGCUUCCGGAUACCCCGACAUCACCUGGAAACAACUGCAUGAGGUGUCCUGUAGGACUCGGGAGGGCUUGGAGGCUUUGAAGAAGCUGCUCUUCCAGGUGUCUCGCUCCAUGAGGGACAGCAGCAGCAGCUCGGCCUGUGGCAGCAGGCUGCUGGGCAGACUGGUCCCCAGGAGCUACCUGACCCUUCAGGAUGCAGUGCUAGCAGAGAAGCAGCGGCGGGAUGCUGAAGGAGAGGUCCAAUACAUCACUGAGGCCCAGCUGGAGCACAUCCUCAAACAGAACCCAGAAAGGGACAUCAGAGACUAUGAGGACCGUCAGACUGCCAUCAGCUUCUUGAUAGAGACAGGGGCCCUGCUGCACUUCCCGGACACCAGCCACGGCCUGUGCACCCUCUACUUCCUGUGUCCUGUGUGGCUGUCAGAAUGCCUGGAGAGGAUCAUGCGCCUCAAGUCCUCUCGCUCUUUAGCCAGGAAUGGGGUGAUCAGAACUGAAGACCUUAGGAUGCUGUUGGUAGGAACAGGUUUCACCGAGCAGACAGAGGAACAGUAUUUCCAGUUUCUGGCCAAGUUUGAGAUUGCUCUUCCUGUGGCCAAUAACAGCUUUCUGCUGCCCCACUUACUUCCCCCCAAGCCAGCUAUGGACAUCCACGGUCUUCGCCAGCAGACCCACAACACCCUGCAACGCCUCGUCAGGAUGAGCUUUGUUCCUGCUGGAUUUUGGGAGCGCUUUAUAGCCAGGAUGCUCAUUAGCCUCACAGAGAUGGACCUGCAGUCUUUUGAGCCCAAAAGAAACACCAGGAGCCAGUGCAGCAGGAACUCUGUGAUCUACAGUUUUGCUGGAACCCAGCAGAGGAACCGGUGCAGCACCUUCAGAGUCAAACGCAGCCAGACCAUAUACUGGAAGGAGGGGCUGCUGGUCACUUUUGAUGGAGGCUACCUCAGUGUGGAGUCAUCAGAUGUCAACUGGAAGAGGAAGAAGAGUGGAGGGAUAAAGAUCAUCUGCCAUUCAGAGAGCAGAGACUUCUCUGCCAUGGCUUUCAUCACGGACAACGUGAACUCUCUGAUCGAUCAGUGGUUCCCCGCUCUGACCGCCAGUGAGAGUGACGGGAGUCUCCUCAUGGAGCAGUACUCUCCCUGUCCCCUCUGUGCCUCACUGGGCCCUCAGAAGCAAGCCAAGCUUGUAGGUCAGGUGGGAGAAGAGGGAGCAUGGGGAGCAGGGGGGCGGGCUGAUGGCGCAGGAGGGGCAGGGCUUCAUUACUUCAACAUGGAGGACUGUGUUCUGGCUGCAGUGGAGAAGGAGCACAUCCUCUGUCCUCAGCACCCUGAGCAGCCAGUCAGCCUGCAGGAACUGGUCCCAGAACUCUUCAUGACUGACUUCCCUUCACGUAAUCCAAGAAUCCGGGAGCUUCCUGCAGAGCUCAGUCAACUGUCCAACCUGUGGCAGCUGGACACGGAAGACCUCAACAUUACUAAUGUCCCCCAGGACGUCAGAAAAGAAGGUCCUGCGUCUGUCCUGGCUUUCCUCCGGGCAUACCUUCGGAAGGCUGCCCCUUGUAAACUGCUGAAGAUGCUUGUGAUUGGUCCACCGAGACAGGGGAAGACAUCCCUUCUGGAGGCUUUACAGACCAGCGAGGCGGCCCCCUUCACCCCCGCAGAAUGCAGCAUCUCCAUCUCCACCUGGGAGCUGGACAACCCCAAUGGAGACAAGAGCAGUAGGGACUCUGUGGCGUUCAAUGUGUGGGACAUCGGGGGUCCAGCCAGCAUGUCCACAGUGACCCAGUGUUUCUUCACUGACAAGGCCCUGUACGUAGUGAUCUGGAACCUGGCUCUGGGAGAGGAGGCUGUGGCCAACCUGCAGACAUGGCUGCUCAACAUAGAG
Molecule: messenger RNA, 2388 nt
Organism: Notothenia coriiceps (black rockcod)
Lineage: Eukaryota; Metazoa; Chordata; Actinopteri; Perciformes; Nototheniidae
Product: leucine-rich repeat serine/threonine-protein kinase 1-like
Exons: 14
Source: RefSeq, a predicted model, not a curated record